AAAGUGUUGGUUUAUGGAGGAAAAGGAGCUCUUGGUAGUGCCCUGGUGACGUUCUUUCGUUCCAAGCAAUGGUGGGUCGCUUCUGCAGAUAUCUUUGAAAAUCCUGAUGCAAAUGCUAACGUACUACUAUCGGUGAAUGAUUCAUGGGUAGAGCAAGAGCAAAAGGUCCUAUCCAAUUUGAGCGAUCUUUUACAAGACGGAAAAUUCUCUGCUGUUCUUUGCGUAGCUGGAGGCUGGGCAGGUGGAAAUGCUGCUUCAGAUGAUUUAGUCAAGAAUUCCGAUUUAAUGUGGAAGCAAAGUGUUUGGACGUCCGUAAUUGCUGCUAAAAUUGCUGCUAAAUACCUAGAAGAAGGCGGAUUACUAACUUUGACUGGUGCACAACCAGCUUUGGGUGGAACUCCAGGCAUGAUUGGAUAUGGAUUGGCUAAAGCUGCCGUCCAUCAAUUAGUUAAGAGCUUAGCGAGCACAAACAGUGGACUACCAGCCAAUGCUAGGGCCGUUGGCAUUUUACCUGUUACGCUUGAUACGCCCAUGAACAGAAAAUUUAUGGCAAGUGCAGAUUUCAGUACAUGGACACCCUUAACGUUUGUUGCUGAACUAUUUCAUGCUUGGAUCUCCAAUGAGAAGCCUGUUGAUAACGGAAGUUUAAUACAAUUAGUAACUAAAGAUAAUGAAACUGAAUGUGUUCCAGUUGCUUAA
Molecule: messenger RNA, 699 nt
Organism: Trichoplax adhaerens
Lineage: Eukaryota; Metazoa; Placozoa; Uniplacotomia; Trichoplacea; Trichoplacidae
Exons: 7
Biological process (GO): L-phenylalanine catabolic process; tetrahydrobiopterin biosynthetic process
Cellular component (GO): cytoplasm
Molecular function (GO): NADH binding; 6,7-dihydropteridine reductase activity; NADPH binding
Source: RefSeq, a predicted model, not a curated record